AAUCCUGACAUUAUCGCGAUAAACUGACUGCUAUGCAGUUCAGUUGCAGGGGCCUGACGCUGGAAUGCGAAACUACAAGUUAUUUCGCCGAAACAAACAAACUGAAAAAUAUCUCCCCGUGGUUUCCGAAACAUCGAAGCGUCCCUCUGUAGACAGCUAUGGUUUUAAACGUAACAGAGACUUUUAACCAAUGCCUCUGCUUCUUCAGGGGAUGAGACGACGCAUGCACCUUUGGGCCCUUUGACUCUCUCUGUGGGUUCAGGAUGGCGCAGGGAGGCUCUCAAGUAGACUACCACAUCCUGCAAGACCUCAAGCAGCGAUUCCCAGAGAUCCCAGAGGGAGUAGUUUCUCAGUUCCUUCUACAGAACAACAAUAAUCUGGAUGUUUGCUGCCACCUGCUGUCCCAGGAGAGUAACAGAUAUCUCUAUGGUGACUUCCAUCACAGUCCGGAGGAGAUGCGAAUGAGUCGAAACCACAUGCUACACAUUAGCUUGGGCUAUCCAGGUUCAGAGGCUGGAAAAUCAAACGGAGGAGGAGCGGGAGUGGGGCGCUCCUUGGUGCACAGCACCAGCGACGGUCACAUCGACCCUCAGCGGCCGAGCUACCCUGAACCCCUGUCGGCUCCCGCCACCAUGGCGCCCUCCCCGAGUUACAAUCCUUUUUUUAUGAACGAUCAGAGUCGCUCAUCCAGCACGCCCACGCCUCCUCCCACAAUGCAAGGCAUGUCCCCCACAUAUACUCCAGUUCCACGAUAUCCUAUGAACCCUAUUUCUGUCACUCUUCCACAAACUAUACCUACAGUCCAUCAGGCUCUGCAGAUUCCUCCAGGGCACUAUGUUAACAGCACCAAUAGCACCCUGUACAUUCGGCCCUCCCCCUCUCAGAGCCCACAGCCAGCUCCCUGGCCGUCCCCUGGAGCCCCCGUCUACCAGCAUCAGCAGUCACCAUACAGUACCCCUACAUAUGGCUCCCCUUACAGCUCACCUCAACAUCAGGUCCAGCCACAACCACAGCCUCAACCUGGGCACCAGCAAUACGUCUUCCUCCCCAUUAGCCCCCCAAACCUCACAAAUAUGCCCUACCAUCACCAGCAGCAACCUCCGGCACAGUACAGGCCCUACCAACCGAAAACCGCUCUCACAAAACAGAUAGAAAUCGCCCUGGAAGGACAAAGACCUCGCAGCAACUCGCCUGUUCACACCCCACACUCCCAGGGCUCGCUUUACAUGGCAACAAGCCCCUCACCUAGCUCCCCGUCGCGGCCCAUCACGAUCGGCGGACCCCCUGGACCAGCGACUUUCCACCCGGGAAUGUACUUGCAGCACCAAGGCAACACAAGGCCUCGGCAGGCGUCCUCCCCCCAGCCAGGCCAGUCUGCCUAUACCUUUAAAAUUAAAGUGUCCCCUGGAGGCCAGGUGCAAAGACCACCCAGCUCACCACCUGUCGCUGAAGCUGAGUCUCUUCUCAACAUUGUAGAUCAGGGUGCGCACAGCGCCACCCCAGCACCCAUCCUGCCCAUCUCCGCCCUGCCAGGGAACAUCGCCAGUCAGUUUCAGCAAUUACCCCGACGCUCAAGCUCAGCCUCUGAUGACUAUGCCUACACACAAGCUCUUCUGCUCCACCAGCGGGCGCGGAUGGAGCGUCUGGAAAAAGAGCUGCACAUGGAGACGCAGAAACUAGACCAGUUGAAGACUGAUGUCAAUAACAUGGAGUACGACGCCCUCCAAAGGCGUUUUCGACGGGUCAACUCCACACAUCUUGUUCCCAGACCGGAGGAGAUUACCCGACUUCGAACUCACAACAGACAACUGCAGAUUGAUAUUGACUGCACACUGAAGGAAACAGAUCUGCUGCAGUCCAGAGAUGCAGUGUUUAAAUGGCUGGUUGCUCUGUAGCAGAAAACAAGCUGAUCCAUAACCGACCCCCCACCCUGUCAAUGCUCAAUUUGGUUGAUACAAAACUCCUGUUGAUCCUAACUGAUAGAAGCAAUACCUUUUGUGUGAUGAGUAGAAAAUUACUUUCAAUUUCUUGUCUAUUUAUGUAGCAUGUUACACUAAAAAUAUCCUGUUGCUACUCAGUCAUCAGAUUAACCUUUAUUUUACCGCUGCUAAAGUUUUAUUUCUGUUAUUUGGUUUAUUUAGUAGUUGCACUUUAAAUUUAGAUAAAAUCUAUAAAAUGAUUUAUGGUUUAACCUCACUCUGAACACAAUUUCAUCAUAGUUGUUAAUGUGAUGCAGUACAUCACCUCACACAAAUAUUCAGACCCAUUUAUUCACAUUUUGUCACAUUCAACCAAAGGUUUGAUGAGUCCUGAAAUCAGGGUUUCCCUCAGUGUAUUAUAAGCCUGGUGGGCCACCAGGCUUUACUUGUUCCCCCACCAGGCUAUGCAUUGUUUAUUUUUUUAAGUUUUUAAAUAUUAGCAUUUUUUUAAGACUUUAUAGUUGGUGUUUAGGUAUUAAUAUUCCAAUUUUUUCAAUCACACAUAAUUAUCAAGUGAUAUUUUCAAAUUUCCUAUUAAUUUUACAUGUUUUAUUUAACUCAAAAAUACGACAAGCCGCUGGAUGAAUGACUGCCUUAACACCCAACCCCCAGGCUUUGCAAGUUUUCUGCGGGAAAGCUUGCUAAAUGUAAAACCAAAACUAUGAUGGAAUGGUUUAGAUUGAGGCACAUUCAUGUUAAAAUGCCUUAGUCAGAGUUUAUACGUAAAACCAGUGGAGAAUCUGUGGAAUGUGUUUUUUACAGUAAACAUAAAAUCUGACUGAACUUGAAUUAUUUUACAAAGUAGAGGGUAAUGUGGUUUCCUGGUUUGCAAGCCUGGAAGAGAGAUUUUCAAACGACCUGCAGCUCCAAAUGCAUUGAAAAGUGACUAUUCAAAGCAUUGAUUGAAGGGGAGUUAUUUAAAAUAAACUUCAUUUAAAAUAA
Xiphophorus couchianus (Monterrey platyfish) is the source of this 2921-nucleotide messenger RNA. It is a transcript of the gene tab3, whose product is annotated as TGF-beta activated kinase 1 (MAP3K7) binding protein 3. The transcript is spliced from 6 exons. NCBI's taxonomy places the organism in Eukaryota, Metazoa, Chordata, Actinopteri, Cyprinodontiformes, Poeciliidae. Bases 264 to 1895 code for a protein of 543 amino acids. The record is from RefSeq and is a predicted model, not a curated record. Gene Ontology annotation, biological process: positive regulation of canonical NF-kappaB signal transduction. Gene Ontology annotation, cellular component: extracellular exosome. Gene Ontology annotation, molecular function: ubiquitin binding.